This is a messenger RNA of Orbicella faveolata, 1765 nucleotides long. RefSeq lists its product as uncharacterized. The record is from RefSeq and is a predicted model, not a curated record. Lineage: Eukaryota; Metazoa; Cnidaria; Anthozoa; Scleractinia; Merulinidae.
AUGUGUAUUUUUUUUCUCUCGUGGUAUUUCCCCCGCGCUGCAAAACUGGAGAAGUUGUGCUUUCGAGGACAAAGAAAAGCGAGAGUUGACGUUGAAUACAGAAACGAAAAUUGUCACCAUCAAAAACAUUUAAAAGUGCCCCAAAAGCUCAGAACAUCAACAGCUGUACACAUGGCCUCCAGCUUACUGGACAUCCACAUGAGCGUUCCAGCAAUUUCCAAGACAUCACAAGCCCCUCUCCACCGCCCAGUACCAGUUUUCAUAGAAGGACAGGUGAAAGUGUGCCAGGGUGGAAUUGCUUCUGAGGUGGUAAAGAGCAUAAUGGCAGAUGCCUUGAGAAGUAUGCAGACAACGUACCUUCACCAAAUCCAUCCCAAACUGGCUCAGGUAGAUCCAGCAAAGUUAAUACAGUCAAUGCAAGAAAUGACGGUUUACAAUGGAGGUAGUCAAGACGAGCUGGCAACAUUAGAAACUUGCACACUGCUUGAUGUUUUUGAGCAUGAGUUGAAAAGCAAAGAAAAUUAUAGAGAUGCGAUACUGUACCUAUUUGAGAUGUACCCAGCUUUAGAAGAGUAUGCGAAGUGCUACCAUUUACCUUUACCAGCUGACUGGCCAGGAUUUUAUUAUCCCAAGAAACUAAUCGCACAAGGAAAAGAAAAGAGAAUUGCCACAAUCAUUCCAGAGCAGGGACAAUUUCAUGUUUACUUGAAUGCUGUGGAAGACGUUGUUUUGAUGUUAAAGUUCUUUUUUGAUGAAAUGUACAAAGCUGUUUUUGGUGGAAUUCUUGCAAAGAAACCUAAACCCUACCGCUCCACAUUAUGUGUCACAGCAGCUUUUCUUGGAUGGAGCCUUGUACGUGACAAAAUACUGCCAAAAUUUGGCUCAUGCAAGUCUCAUGAGUUUGUUUCAGUCCUUUAUCUUCUUUACCAUGUUGUGCCAAUUGUGUUUUUCCAAUACCAAGCAUUCCGGAGUGGUGAUCUAAACGACUUUGAGAACUUAAUGAUCCAACUGUCCAUAAUAUUCAUCUCAUGGCAGCGCAGACACUAUAACAAAUCAACCCUCUCUUUUCUCAGUGACAUGGCAUAUCAGGAAACAUUCCAUCCAGCUUACUAUCAAGUGAAACAGAAAUGGCUUUCUAUCAUCACCGAGAAAAAAGUAGAAAUUUUUCACUCUUUAUUGAGAAAAGACACAAGAAAUUGGAGUACAGGACCAGAAAUCCAAAACACUGCUAGAACAAUAGGAUCAUCUGGAUUUCUUGCAUAUUUCAAGGAAUGGUUCGUUCCAACAUAUCAACGAGACACCAGUGAAGCAAACUACUGGAAAAUAGCUGGGAAGACAGCAGAAUAUUUGUUGGAAUUAUUUAAGAAAAUAGCUACAAACAUGGACAAAGCUAGCGAAGUAUAUACGCGUUGUUUACAGUUUAUUGUUUUUUGGCCCCAUGUUCAAUUCACAUCCUCCACUAAAUGAUACACCUAACAAAUUGUAAGCCUUUUGUUUUUGUUUUUUAAUAGGUUCCUCGUGCAACGUCCAAAAAUGGUAAACCAAAAGGGAGGCAGACAUUUGAACUCCCAUCUUUUGGUGCAAAUGUGGAUGUAUGUAGCUUUCCGUUAUCAUAUCAAAACGAACAAUUUGGUCAGGUGCAGCCUGAUAUAGAGGCUUUAUGUGACCUACCAUCACGUCGUUCCUCUUCUAGAAGACCCAUUAGAAGAUUGGCAUGUUUUCACACCUUCCACGAGGCAUGUGCAUCGGCAACUGGACCAUGUCC